This is a messenger RNA of Punica granatum (pomegranate), 2161 nucleotides long. The record is from RefSeq and is a predicted model, not a curated record. Lineage: Eukaryota; Viridiplantae; Streptophyta; Magnoliopsida; Myrtales; Lythraceae.
GCGGCCAUCCAUCUGCUCAGACAGAACUCCCCUCGUCCUCUCUCUCUCUCUCUCUUCCCCUUUUCGAUUUACCAUUUUGCCCCUCAUCGUUCAUCACCUACCUUCCCUCCCCUUUUUCUCUCCCUCCUCAGAUCCACUCUCUCUCUACAGACCUUCUCCAUUUUAUCUCCCAGGGUUUUAGUCUCUCUCUCUCUCUCUCUCUCUUCCCGCAUUGACACUUCCCGUUCCAAUCGACUCACCCAUUAAUCCCCUGAGUCCCCCACGUCCAUUUGCUAGGGUUUAUCUGCCAAGUUUUCAGGCGAUCGAUUGCCCGGACCGCGUUAGCAUGUUGGGCGCGGGUUUGAAAUUCGGGCGCGGCGAAGAUCGCUUCUACAGCUCCGCCAAGGCGCGCCGGGCCCGCCAGAGCUUCCAGCGGGACAGCCUCCGCCGGGCUCAGAGCGACGUCACGCCCAGCGAAACCUCCCCGUUCCCUGAGAAGCCUCUGCCGGUAGCCUCUCCCGACCGGAGGCCUGAGAACCGGACAGCACUCGAGCCGGACCGCGAACCGUAUCCUGAGCCGGUUGUCCCGCCGUUAAGCAAUUUGCAGCGGUUCUUGGAGUCGAUUACGCCGUUUGUGCCCGCGCAGCAUCUAUCCAAGACGGCUAUGAGAGGACGGAAGACCUGUGAUGUGGAAUUUCAGCCAUAUUUUGUGCUUGGUGAUCUGUGGGAGUCAUUUAAAGAGUGGAGUGCAUACGGUGCAGGAGUGCCUCUAGUCUUGAAUGACAGUGAUUGUGUGGUGCAAUACUAUGUUCCUUACUUGUCUGGGAUCCAAAUAUUUAUUGACACCAAGAAAACACUGUUGAAGCCAAGGCGACCAGGUGAGGACAGCUAUAGUGAUUACAGGAGUUCAGGUAGUGAAGGGAGCAGUGAUGGUGAACAUGGCUGGGGUAGUAAGUUCUUAAGAGAACAGAAUCACUGCAGUUUAUCAAGUGGGGCCAUUACACCAAGACUGGAGAGUUUAUCGAUGAGAGACCAGAACGGUGCUCUCCCUGAGGACAUCUCCAGCGAUGAGGGUGAAUCAUCAUGUUCUGAAGGCCACCUGCUUUUUGAAUACUUUGAAUGGAAUCCUCCUUACUCCCGUGAACCGUUGGCAGACAAGAUAUCAGAUCUUGCUCAGCGCUUCCCUGAGCUAAGGACACUGAGAAGUUGUGAUUUACAACAAUCAAGUUGGAUUUCUGUUGCCUGGUACCCAAUUUACAGGAUACCAACAGGUCCAACACUGAAGGAUUUGGAUGCUUGCUUUCUGACUUAUCACUUCUUACAUAUAUCUAUGGAAGGUGCAAACGGUGAGCAGGUUCUCAGGGCGAGUUCCCGUGAUAUGGAUGGAAUUCCUAGGAUGCCCUUGCGUGCCUUUGGUCUCGCUUCAUACAAGCUUAAAGAAUCCUUGUGGAAUUCUAUUGGCCUCUCAGAUCGUAGUCAUGUUGCAAAUUCAUUCCAUGAGGCUGCUGAUGAUUGGUUGAGAUCACACCAGGUCAGUCACCCCGACUUCCAGUUUUUCUGCAGAAGGUGAGAUUUAACUAUUGCAGAAAUUCCUUGGCCAUCUGAAAAGGAAGGCCCCAAGUUUAUUUCCAUGGACAGUAAUCUCUUGUUUGGGAGGUAUAAGGCGGAUACACUACUGGGGGUUCUCUCUUGUUUGGUUUCAUUAUCAGUACCUGUGCAAAUUAAAGCACAAAGACAUGAAAGGAGAUUGAAACACAUUGGGGGGGGGGGGGGGGGGGAGGGGAAGGCAUGUAAAGCACGACUCAUAGGAAAUCAGCUUGAAAGGUAUUGUGAAAUAGAGACUGAAGUUUUGCAGCUGGAACGAAGACAUGCGUACUAUUGCCACAAGCAGGUUUCAGCUAGCAUUUGUUUUUUGUUUUUCCAUGUAACUUUGAGAAACCAGGCGUUUUUUCAAGUCCUGAUGAUCGGUAUUUAGAUUUCAAUUAGAGGGAUUUUUAAUUUUCCUUUUCUGAAUAUGGUAAGAGGGGUUUUUGACACACAGAAUAGUUGUAAGCUUUAGCUUAUAGUUUACCGAUGUAACAAAAAGUUGACUUGCGGGGACCGGUUAGCAUCCGCAUUAAUCUGUAGAACAAGUAUGUCUGAUUACAUAUAAUAUUAUAUAUGAACUGUAGGAUUGAGAAGA